AUGGGUCAGCUCCCCUUCCUUGGAGAAGAGCUUGACCAGGAUGAUACAGUAUUAUGCGGCACCUUCCCAAGCGGCGAAGUUGUCUUUGCUCGAAUAACGAAGAGCGGCCAAAACUGUUGCGUUCUCUUCCGCGAGACGCCUGUUGUCUCUCCAGCGUUUGAUGGAAGCUUCUAUUUCGUAAGCCCACACGCUGGUGAUAUCUAUGAUAAAGCCAUGUGGGAUGCGUUUAGACUAUAUCUCGAUGAAGCCUUGCAGAACGGCCGCAGAGAUCUGUAUAUAUUCCCUAAGGGGAGAUAUUCUUGCGCCCAUGCGUUGGAGGCUCGGAAGCUUCCGUUCUUCAACGGCUUAACCAUGGGCCAUCUCAUCAACGUUGUACAGCUCGCAAUGAGCAA
Molecule: messenger RNA, 392 nt
Organism: Perkinsus marinus ATCC 50983
Lineage: Eukaryota; Perkinsozoa; Perkinsida; Perkinsidae
Exons: 4
Source: RefSeq, a predicted model, not a curated record